GCAUGGAAUCCUGAAUAUAUUACCUUUCCAAUGGUGUAAAAUUUGUGUGUUCUAAAAGUUUAGAACCGAAAUGCCAGCGCGCAUGAGGAGAGCAGGUACAACGCGAUCAUGCGGUUCCAACUCCGGCUAUACUCCGGCGUUUGUACUGAUCGUCGACGAAGGGAACCUGACUUCCACGUAUCUAUGCUACACUGCAGUUCAUCACCUGUUGUGCUGUGAUGGAGAUUUCGUGCCAUAUCGUAUUUCGACAACGGACAGGCUGCAAAGAAGAAACAUUGGCAUCAGGUUGCGUGACGCGGAGGCUAUAUUCUCUUUCACCCAAACUUUGUGCCCGCGUCCCAUCGCCUUUGCCGGAUGUACAUACGGAUUAUAAGUAAUAAGCAAACCCGCACUGGGGACACCAGACGCCAGACUUCCUAACAAAAAUGACCUUGCUGCGGUGUGGACAGGUUCGUUUGGUCGCCGUGUGUGGCCAAUAAUGCACGGACCUGCCGUCGACGAUGCAGCGGUUGAGUGAGGUGUCUGAAUAACUUUUGGUUCGUCAGCGUUGGAAGUCGUCUCCAUGGCUCGGAACAUUUAUAGUGAGGAACGUGUGUUUUGUGCCGAUUAUGCACGUCGACAUCAGAAAAGGAUUCUUCGCCAGAGUGGAUUCACAACUGUGUCAAGCCUUGACAUCGAUGCGCUGAAGGCGCUUCUCGACCCUGAGCGACGUGAUGAAGUCUGCGGUGAGGACCAACUAUGUAAGAAUUGUGUUGCGUACUUUCGUUCAGCAAUUAGUGGUCUAUCGCAGUCCUCGCCCGUUGCUCUAUCUGACACAGACUAUGUUCAGAGUGAGGACAUUAUUGAAGAAAUUAAUAAGAGUAUUUCGACGGCAAAUAUCGACGUAACUCCGCUGCGGCAGCCGGCGUCUCUCAAAAGGAAACAAAUGCCGUCGUAUGCGUCACGAAAACGGAGAGAAGUUGGCGACGCAUUGAGCAGGUCAAUAAGCCGCAGAAUAAGUGAUGCAUAUGACAUAGACGAACCGACCACCUCCGGAAAAGACUGCACAAGAUGUUCUAGCCUUUUGCGCAACAUCAGGACCGCUUAUCAGAAGUGCACCACUAAUCAAGGAAGAUGCCAGAUUCUUACGCUUCUUCCUGAAAACAUGACGAAAAAAGAAAUAGUAGGACUGAUCCCGGAUGCAACGAAAUAUGUGAUAGAAAAAUCAAAAAGCCUGAAAGGGAAGCAGGGCGUGUGGGCGAUGCCGGACAAGUAUGGUGGGCAUCCUGUCAGCGAAAACGACGUACAGGUUGCACUCCGGUACUAUCUUGAAGACGAAAAGGACUGUUCUGUCCAAAGUCCCAACAAAAAAGACGUAAUUCAUGUCACCAGAGACGGGAAGAGAGUCGCUGUUGCAAAGCGCUUUAUGACUCGUUCUAUACGGGAAACGUUUAGCCUGCUCAAGAGUGCUCAUCCGGACAUCAAUAUAGGACUGACGAAGUUCUACACACUUCGGCCUAAGUGGGUUCGCACAGACCCACGUCCGGAACAGUGCGUGUGUUUGUACUGCGCAAACUUUGAUUUGAUCAUCGCGGCCAUAAACAGUGCGUCAUCCAUCCAGCUAAGCAGAGACCAACUGAAUGCGAUGUCUGUAUGUCCUGAGCCACAAAGGACAUGCUUUUUGCAAGAGUGUCGCAGUUGUCAAGGGGCCAAAACGAUCAACCUACAGAAGCUAAGGAUCGAGCGUGCCGACGACGUUGAUAUGGCUCUCUGGGAAUCUGGUGACCUCAUUAGGAAAACGCUAAAGGCAUCGAUAUUCCUGAAGGCGGUCAGGAAAUGUGCUGCUCUGUACACCAAGCAUGAAUAUAUAUACAACAUACAAAGAAGCGCCAUUUGGAACGAGAAGGCCUUCGUGGAUCCAAGACAUGUCAUCAUGCACUUCGAUUUCGCAGAAAACUGGAGAGUCAACUUCUCAAGUGAGGUCCAAGGGCGUUAUUGGAAGACGGAUCAAAUAUCCUUAUUCACCUGUGUUGUAACGACCAUGUCUUCGACAAAAAGUUUUGCCACAGUGAGUGACGACCUAUCUCACGAUACUGCACAUGCCCUUCUUGCCCUCCAAAACAUAACCGAGGCUAUAGAAGACAUCCUGCCCGUGUUUUCCCAUGUGAUAUACGUGUCCGACGGUGCUGCAGCGCACUUUAAGAACAGAUACCAGCUCUAUGAAAUGGGGAAAAACAACUUGUUGCUGCGAUGGAUUUUCUCUGCCAGUGGCCAUGGAAAAAACGCGUGCGAUGGUGUCGGGGGCUCUUUGAAACAUAUCGCAAGCUUGCAUAACUUGCGAUGUCCACCUGCUGAAGCUAUUCAAACCGCUGAAGAUUUUGUGUGCGCUCUCAAAAAGAAGGAACACGCCACGGAACUGCUGCACAUUCCGUCGGUUCAGGUUGCAGCCUUUCGAAAUUCGAAAAAGGAUGAAUGGGAACUGUUUCGGCCAGUGACAGGGAUCCGUUCAUCCCAUGUGUGGUACAAAGCAUCUGAAGGUCAUGCAGUAUCUGGAGUUCAGCUAGCAAGAACCGCCGAGGACAUGUUUGAACCUCGGUCAUAGCUGCGUUGUUUUCAGCCCGCCGAACGAUCAGCACACUACGUCUGGCUGGUGAUGUGCAUACAAAUCUAUGCUUUCCAACAGGACCAGUUUGUAAUGCCGCUCACACAUAGGUGACAUUUGUUCCCGAUUUCCGCAUUCCACUUUCACAGCUGUGUUUUGUAUUUAAAAUGUACAUACGGCUCUUUCAUGCACUGUAACUAUAUUUUACUCUUGUUUUAGUGUCUUUCGUAAAUUCUCUCUAAAGGUGAGCGAUAGCAAAGCCAGUCACCAAAUAAACCACUCUACCGGCUUGCAGUGUUGUAUUAUUCCUGUACAUGCGGAUCAAUAUAUUAGGCCAGCUGCCCUGCUUCAAGGUCGUUAAAUACGGACCACAUCUCAAGCGCCUGUCAACAGAAAACAAAGGAUUAGAACGGAAGAACAUGGAACCGUCGGGCCGCGUUGUACCUGCUCUCCUCAUGUACGUAACAUACUAGCAACGUUUGUUCUUUGCACCCUGUCCUAGUCGAAAUACGAUAUGGCACGAAAUGUCCAUCUCAGGCACAGGAGGUGAUGAAAGCCAGGUUCCCUUCGUCGACGAUCAGUACAAACGCCGGAGGGUGGCCAGAAUUGGAACCGCAUGACGGCGUUGUACCUGCUCUCCUUAUGGGCGCUGGCAUUUCGGUUCUAAACUUUUAGAACACACAAAUUUUACACCAUUGGAAAGGUAAUAUAUUCAGGAUUCCAUGCAAUUUUUGUU
This is a messenger RNA of Ornithodoros turicata, 3317 nucleotides long. RefSeq lists its product as uncharacterized. The coding region runs from base 563 to 2581 and encodes 672 amino acids. NCBI's taxonomy places the organism in Eukaryota, Metazoa, Arthropoda, Arachnida, Ixodida, Argasidae. The record is from RefSeq and is a predicted model, not a curated record. The transcript has a single exon.